This is a messenger RNA of Durusdinium trenchii, 886 nucleotides long. NCBI's taxonomy places the organism in Eukaryota, Dinophyceae, Suessiales, Symbiodiniaceae. The record is from the annotation of a GenBank genome assembly.
UCGAAAACGCAGGGCACACUCGACCUCCAACCUUUUGGGCCAUGGUGGUACCUCUUCCGGCCAACGAGAGCAUCACCGCCCUACCGGAUGGCGGGCAGCCGAUGCUGGUCCUGAUCCGCUACGCGGUGGUAGGCCUUUGGGUCUUUUCCAUCUUUUUGGUGAUCAUAUCUCCAUUGAGUGCCCUCAGCCAGCUGGGUAUGGCCUGGCUGGGAACCUACCUCUUAGCUGAGGACCCACAGAUGAGCCCAUGCUAUGCUCGUUUACGGGCCACUGCACUUGGUCAGUGCUGUGGAGAUGGUGGCCUCAGGAUGUUGUUCCCCUUCUUCUUGCUGGGUGCUGUGAACUGCUUGGUGGAUGGGGCAACCUUGAUUCAGAUCUUCAGUGUCAAUGGCUGGGGAAGCUUCAAGAUCGUUGCAGUGGAUGCCCUGCUGGGGGUCUUCACCUUUGAGUUCCUGGGCGCUUUGGCCUCCUGGAGGUUGGUCAAGAUGGUGAUUCCGAUGGGCGGGUUCGCCGACAACGGCGCUCUGGAUGGAUACCGAGAGCUUCCCGGUGCUCCAGGUCGGCCGUUAGGUGGUCCAGGCCCAGGAGGCAUCACAGGUGCCGGAGCGCCACCGGGCGCGGGCAGCACGGAUGCCUUCAAGCCCUUUCAGGGAACCGGUCACAAGCUCGGUUCAUAGCAGACUUUGCAGAAGGACCCAAACGACCACGGUGACGCCGAUGAGUCGACAGUCCUGGAAGUCCUUGGACAUCGAAGCUGGAGAAAACAGGGAGAGAACUGUUUCCACUCAGAACCAUCGUUACGGGGAUGGACGGCGAUUCUGAGACCGGUCCGCCUUGAUUUUUGGCGGUUUCUUCAUGUAACCAGGACUAUACCACCAUGGGAGAG